AUGGCCGCCAAUAAGAUUUUAAUAACUGCCGGAGUGAUUACCUUACUCCAGUCUAUCGGUCAGAUGAUAUACAGCUCGCUGGCUCUCAUCCAAUACUUCUGCAUCGUUGACUUCCUGAGGGAGAUCCCGAUGCUCAUCUAUGUCAAAAUAAUGUACUUUCACAAUCCGGGACCUUGUGGAAUUAGAAUUAACAUAGGUCAGGCAAUAGAUGGCAUCGCGAAUCAAGCUUUCGUGUUGAUAAACAACGAGCCUCUAACGGUAUACCGCACUUUUCUCAUCAACAGUGUGAACCUUGGUCUGAGUGUCUUCUGGAUUAUAGGCAGUCUAAUUGUGAUCAUGGGUGGAGCGAAGAACACCGCUGCGAAGAGCGUGAGGUGGCCUUGGGCGCUGGCAACCGUCGCAGCGAUCGGCGCCGACAUAGUCGCCGUAGUCAUCUAUAUCGACGACUCCUUCUACACGAGGACGUUAGCGGAUAUGAUGGAGCACAUAGGCGGCGUGGUGACAGGGUUGGCGGGCUCCAACCUAGACACCUCGUGGGUAGCCUGGGUGAUGGUGAUACUAUACUCGAGGUUCGUCGUGCUGUUCCUGGUCAACGUGCUGCUCCUCACUAUCGUGAUAGUAGACUGCAACGCUCCUAUACGCCCGAUAACCACCGGCACUCAAGUGGAAUCACCGGCGACCAACGACGCAUGCACUAGUGACAAAGAGAGCGAUGUAUUCAGCACCACGAGUGAGACGAGACUGUUCGCGAAACUGCCCAGGCCCAGUCUGAGCCGGUCCUUCCGUCGAAUGAAGGAGUUCUUAUUCAACCGGCCGGCCAUGCCGGUGCUUCGGUCUACCUCUAACGCGGAGUCCAAUAAAACGACACCAGAGCGUUCUCUGCGAGCUCAGCCCCCGGAGCCCGACAAGAAGCGCACUGUGAACUUUCCGGAGAAUCUACUGUCGUUGCCGCAGCGGCUGGAGAACCUUAUAGCGGAGCAGCAGAGGCGGCUCGACCACGCCGUCAUAGACACGGCGGGACGCAACAGUCCGCCUAGAGCGUCGCAAUCUAUGCCCCAACUGUCUUCAGAAGAUCACAGAGAUGCGAGGGGACGGCGUGGCACCGCCGCCGAGCUGCAAGGGCAGUUGCCAUGGGCUUACGUGCCAUCAUCAGCGCACCGCAUGCGUGACCAACUGCCGCCCGACGAGGACCUGCCGCCCGUGCCGCUACCCGACUACACCGCCAUACAACCCUUCAGAAAAGCCUCCGUCCACCGGGCAGCGUCCAGCCUGAGCUCUCUGCUCCAUAAGCGGGACGCGUUCGCCCAGUCCCGCCCAACAAUAACAGAGUCAGAUGUGUUAUAUUAA
This is a messenger RNA of Chilo suppressalis (striped riceborer), 1347 nucleotides long. NCBI's taxonomy places the organism in Eukaryota, Metazoa, Arthropoda, Insecta, Lepidoptera, Crambidae. The record is from the annotation of a GenBank genome assembly.